This is a messenger RNA of Solea solea (common sole), 4169 nucleotides long. RefSeq names its product coiled-coil domain containing 107 (gene ccdc107). Gene Ontology annotation, biological process: synaptic transmission, cholinergic; protein localization to cell surface. The transcript is spliced from 6 exons. Gene Ontology annotation, cellular component: intracellular membrane-bounded organelle; neuron projection; neuronal cell body. NCBI's taxonomy places the organism in Eukaryota, Metazoa, Chordata, Actinopteri, Pleuronectiformes, Soleidae. Bases 1 to 1002 code for a protein of 333 amino acids. The record is from RefSeq and is a predicted model, not a curated record.
AUGGUUUUGUCAACAUCACAACAAGUCGCCCUGGCUUUUACGGCCGUGCUCUUCACGUUUGUCGUCCUGCCGAAAAUGUUUGGUGUCGGCGGCGGCGCCGGGGCGAAGGACACUCGGAUGGACCCUCGGUACUCCAGAAAAGGUCCUGGCCCGGGUGGGCUCAAAAAUCACCCCAUCAGUGGCCCUGGCUCUCCUCAGUCCCCUGAGAACAUGCAGCAUAUGAAGAAGCUGAUGGAGCAAGAGCUGAAGAAUGACAAGUUCAAAUCCAACAACAACAACAAGGGCUAUGUGUUCACACUGAUGCCACUGUACGCCAUUGGAGUCGGUGUGUUUGCAGCCUACAAGUUCCUGAAGAUCAGGUCUGCUGAUGACCAGGCACAGAGGGACAAAUUUGCAAAAGGGGCCAAAAAAUCAGUGGAGGCAGAAAACCAGUUGAAUGAGCUGGAACAAAGGCUGGCACAGACUGAAAGGAUGCUCAAUUCUAUCCUCACACAGCUGGACCCGCUCACUAACUGUGUGAAAUCAGUGGCACAGGAGCAGAAAAACGAGAUCAUGUCUCAACUGCAAACCAUCCGCUACCUGAUGAAGAAGAGAGGGAUGGACUGUCCACCACUGAGGGUCAAUGAGGUGUCAUGUGAGCGUAACCUGGACAACCUGAUUGAGUCCCUUGGGGCCGAUGACUUCACAACAGGAGACAAUGUGACUCCAGGAGCAGCUGAGGCUCCAGAGAAAGUCCAUCAGAAACAGUCAGAGGCGGCAGAUGAAGCCGCAGCAGAGGGUGAGAAGACGGAGGAGCUGGAACCAGAGCAUUCUGAAGAGGAAGUGGAGAAAGAAGUUGCAUCAGAAGAAGAGGAGGAGGAGGAGGAGGAAGAAGAGGAAGAGGAAGAGGAAGAGGGAGUGGAGAAAAUUGAGCACAUGCCUUCACUCGAGGACUCUUACGAACCAAACCCUGAGGAGGUGUUGCUCGCAUCAGGCCUGAGACGACGCACCAGGCCUGAAUGACCUCACUGCACGACUGCACUGCACUGUAUAGAUAUAAUUGUGAUAUUAUUUAUUAUCUGAAAGGCUUUCCUUCCAAAAAUACAAUUUACUUAUUCAUCAAAGACAUAGUAUGCAUUAAUAAGAGACAUUAACCUCAUGGGAGACAGGGCUGUGUUUACUUAUGUCAGUCAGAAAGAUCAACACAGAGACAAGAUCAUUUAAACAAGGUCAGUAGAAACAUCUCCUCUUAAUUUAUUUCAUUUACACUACACAGCCCGGAGCUCUAAGGCUUUGUUUAGACUGCAGCCCAAAUCAGAUUUGUUAGCAUACCCGAUCAGAAUCUGGUCUUCCUGACCAACACAGCCAAUUUGUCUCGUCUGCCACAUAUAGUUACAGGCCACGCCCUGGACAAAAGUAGUCUAAACUAAAUAAAUACAUGGAUGACAGAAAUCUGUGCCUCUUUCUGUCCUAUAGUUAUAGUUAUGUGGCGCUUUGGCGCAAACUUUCUUCAGAUGUUUAAACUAUUGUCUUCCACUUUGUCGAUCGUUUAACGCGCCUCUGAUCACAAUCGCAUUCAAAACCACCUCCAGGAAAGCUUGUCCUCCUCAUUGUCAUAUUGUCCUUUAGCCCGUCCAUCACCGUGUGUCACACCUGCCCACUGUCAAGCAAUAACAUGACAGGUACAUCAGCCGUGAGCACACGUGAUAUGCUCUUAUUAGAUACUGCACGUGUUCUGCUGUCUGUAAUGACACCAGGAGAUUAUUUGUUUAUUUAUUAGGAUCCCCAUUAGCCAUCUGCUAUAGCAUGGCUAGUCUUCCUGGGGAUCCACAACAAAUCAUAAUCUUACAGUAGAUUUGAACCGUAAACGGAACACACAAGAAGAAGAAGAAUAAAAACAAUUGAAAUUAUACAAUGACGGCAUAGCAAACAAUUUUAAAUAAUAAAUAUUACAAUUAUAACAUAAUAUAUAAAUAAAUAUCAAGCAUAAUAAUGACAAAAAUGUGUUAAAUCAAUAGAUCUACCCCAACAAAAUGACAAGGUAGUUAAAGCGCAGGAAAGUGACAACAAUGUUUGGUAACAGUUUUUCUCAUUUCUUGAAGGUAACUUUAUUCUCGAUCUGUUUAAUAAGAAUUGCUAAACUGUUCCAGGCAGAAAAACAGUUUUCUUCAUAAAAUGUAGUAGUUUAGGGCUGCAACUAACUUUUUUAAAUUAUUUUUUAUAAUCUAUUAAUCUGUAUACUAUUUCCUCGAUUAAUUGUUUGGUCCAGAAAAUGUCAGAAAAUGUUGAAAAGUGGCGAUUGGAAAUGAUGAUGUUCUCAAAUGUCUUGUUUUGUCCAUAAACCAAAAUUAAUCAAGUUUUAUGAGCAAAGAAACUAAGAAUAUGUUUACAUUUUAAAACCCCCACUGAUUAACCGAUUCUGAAUAUAAUUGCAAAAAAAUAUUGGUGUCUAGGUUAUAAUAUUGGUAUCUCUAUCAAUCACGUGAAAAAGCGGCAUUGAGCCGUCCCUAGUGUGGACACACCAACAGAAGUGGGUAAAAGCUGUUCAAAGUUGCCAUUUUGCCAACAUGUAAACAAUUGAUAGUUAUAACGUUAUAGUUAAAUUAUAAAUGUGGCUCACAUACAUCCCAAAAGAGACUCUUGAGCCAUUAAACUAUGCUUAUAGUUGUAAAACUACAUUAUAUUCAUUCAGAGUGAUGCAGAAGAGGAAUAUAAGAGGAAUAUAAGUGAAUGUGUCUUCUCUGUUUGAUUCUCUGUUGUUGUUGUUUCCCUCAGAACCAGAGAAGACAGACAAACCACAGGUUGUCACUACAUGAGCUUAGUCUUUGUGCUGACGUGAAAAUAGAGCCUUUUAAUGUCCUGUUCUUUCCUGUUGCCACUCAUUUGAUGACACUAAUGAUCACCAUUUUUAAACUUCACAAUGAAAUGACUUGUUUUUCUACUCGCUCUGUCAUCAGUUUAGAUCUGCACCUGUCUCUUCUCCAGGCUAAAAAGAGGCUGUAGUGUAUGUGUGUGUGUGUGUGUGCGUGCGUGCGUGCGUGCGUGUGUGUGUGUGUGAUGUUGCUGCCAGUUUUGCCUUUACAGUCCUCUCUCACGGUCAACAAGCUGCCAAACCUCUGCAACUGCCAUUAUGGCUGCAUUCCAUUUAGUUUUAGUUCCCUGACAUUGUGAAAGCUGGCCCACUGACAUGCACCACUGAGACUAAACAUCACUCUUUCAUGUUUGCUGCUGUUAAAGAGUCUGUUUAUGACAUUAUUUUAAAAACGCUUCACUCUAACCCUCAGGUUGAGAUUGUUAUAGACUCUGGUCGCUUUAUUAGGUACACAGGUCCACCUGAUGAAGUGGCACCCAGUGUAUGUUUCUGCUGCUGUGGCUCAUGUUGUGUGUUCAGAGAUGGUCUUCAACUGAACCCAACGGUUUUCUCUCUUAUCAUUUCAAUCAAGUCUGGACAUUUUUCUGACCUCUGGCAUCAACUAGACAUUUUCUCCCAGAGAGAGAGAGAGAGAGAGAGAGAGAGAGAGAACUGCUGCCCGCGAUAUAUUUUCUGUUAAAUAGAAAUAGUUGCGUGUGAAGAUCGUCACUUAAAUCAACGUUUCUUCCUUAUUCUGAUGCUCAGUUUGAACUUCAGAAGCUCUUCUUAAACAUGUCUACAUGCACUGAGUUGCUGCCAGGUGAUUAGAUAUUUGUGUUAACGGGUGUACCUAAUAUUGUGGCUUCACACUUAAUAACAAAUCAAAUGCAUAGAAGUCUUACCAUCAAAAUGUAAAUGUCUUAUUUUUUGACUAUUUAAAUAUGUAUUUAGAUUAUUUUUUGUCCCAUAAAAGGAGUGGCAUUAAUGCUGCUGGGUGUGACUGCAGAAUAUUAUAACAUUUAUUUUAGGGGUUGGAACUCGGUCUGUUAAUGCAUCAAAUGAUAGAUGUGCAUGUUUUUCAAUUAUUCACCAUAAGGGAAAAUGACAAUCCUUUAAUGAGCUACAAACAUGAAGUCAACAUUUACUUCUUUACUUUUAAAGGUGUGUCUCUGUUUGUCACAGCAUUGUGGUAUCACUGAAGCCUUAUAUUUUAAUGUUGUGGUUUCCUGGCAACUCACUGUAUGUCAACUUCCUGUCAGGCUGUCUCUAAAUGUACAAAGUACAUAUGUUGUCAUUUGUGCUGUCAGUUACAGCUACAAUAACACCAUGAUCAAUUUUA